This is a messenger RNA of Aspergillus tanneri, 663 nucleotides long. Its product is annotated as tellurite-resistance/dicarboxylate transporter family protein. Gene Ontology annotation, biological process: malate transmembrane transport. Gene Ontology annotation, cellular component: membrane. The record is from RefSeq and is a predicted model, not a curated record. NCBI's taxonomy places the organism in Eukaryota, Fungi, Ascomycota, Eurotiomycetes, Eurotiales, Aspergillaceae. The transcript has a single exon. Bases 1 to 663 code for a protein of 220 amino acids. Gene Ontology annotation, molecular function: malate transmembrane transporter activity.
AUGAUGCCUUCGUGGAUUCUUCCAGCCUUCCCUAUAAUGCUGAGUGGUACCAUUGCUUCCGUCAUCGGCUCACAGCAGCCGCAUCCGUCCGCCAUUCCAAUUAUCCUUGGCGGUAUCACCUUCCAAGGCUUGGGAUUCUCUAUCAGCUUUAUGAUGUAUGCCCACUACAUUGGUCGAUUGAUGGAAUCGGGACUUCCCAGCAGUGAACACCGACCAGGCAUGUUUAUUUGUGUUGGACCUCCAGCCUUCACAGCCCUGGCUCUUGUCGGCAUGGCCAAAGGUUUACCGGAAGACUUCAAACUGCUGGAUGAGACAUACGCAAUCGCGGAGGCACGGGUCAUCGAGUUGAUCGCCAUCAUAGUAGGCGUGUUCCUCUGGGCCCUGAGCCUGUGGUUCUUCUGCAUUGCUUUAUUUGCCGUCCUCUGCUCCCGUCCCAAGGCCUUCCAUCUCAACUGGUGGGCCAUGGUCUUCCCCAACACCGGCUUCACCUUAGCAACCAUUACGCUAGGAAACGCACUCCACAGUCGCGCAGUCCAAUGGGUCGGCACCGCCAUGUCGAUUUGUAUCGUGUGCAUGUUCUUGUUCGUCCUCGUCAACAACGUCCGUGCCGUCAUUCGAAAAGACAUCAUGUUUCCAGGAAAAGAUGAAGACAUAUCAGAAUAA